UACGUGUUUUCUUAGACUUGAAAGAAUAAUUCACAUCCCAUUUCUGUCCAUUCUUUACUCUAACAGAACAUAAAGGAAAUGGGGCCCGGGGGGCUCUCACUCUGCUUUCUUCACCAACAGCGGAGAAAAGUACAACUUGAAAAAUCACCAAUAAUCCACACAUUUUCAAGAUCAAAGCUGUUUACAGAAGCAUCCAAGACGAGCUAGUGGGGCGUUGACUCCCGUUUUGUCAGCUGGCCCCAAGAGCCUUCAAUUAAGAAAGAAGCACGAGGGUGGGAGACUCUCAUCAGUGGCCCCUUCCCCUCUGGAGCCAGCUCUGUACCCAAGUGCAAGGAGUCAGCCAUUCUUCAUGCCUUCCAAAGCAUCACAUGAGAUCAUAAGCGAGGUCACUCCCAAGCCCUAGAGUAAACAGGGCUCUGAUACAUUCUGCCCCCAAAAUGGAAGAUUCCUCAGCUAUUAGUCAGACUUUCAACAGAAGGCUCCAUUCCCAACCAAGAUGAAACACUCGGGCAUUCCUGAAAUGUGAUGUGCCUAUGUCACUAGCUCCCAGGGUUGUCUUCAGGGUCCGACAGCAAAGAUCGAAGUACAGUUAUGGCCACUUCCCUCUGCCAGGAGUUUGUCUUUCCCUGCAAAGGGGCAUUGCAUGUUCAUGCUUGCUGUAACAUACAGCCAUGGAUGUCUGCUCUGUUCCUGCUACCUGAAGGGGUGUGAUCACCAUCACAUGCCAGCAGAAGGUGGCCAACCUCACCAUCGGUGUCUUCAACAAUGCGGGCUUCCCCCCAGAGAUCUGGUUCCUUCUCUCCCACCCUGCGCUGAGCAAGCCUCCACCACCAGCGGGUGCCAGGCCUGUGGUCACCAUCUCACAGCUGUCUUCCUGAGUCCUAAGAACAAGCGCACACCCCCCACCACCUCCUGAGAAGGUAGCUUUUCUGCCUGAAAUUCACACUGUUCAUCCUUUGAUUUUCUCUUCCUGGGAGCGCUCGCCCCCCCCCAAUCAUGUGAAAAGAUAAUCACUGUGCCCUUUUAUCCUUUUUUUCUCCCCAAACUUGUGCUCUUCCCUUUGAAAUACCACCCAUGGCAUUCUUGAACUUAUUUUUAGACGUGUGGAAACAUUCCAGACAAAAAUCGAUGCCCAGCACAGAUAAAGCCCCAAGUGUGUUUAUCGUGGGGAGAAGAAAACGGAGUGUUUUAAUGUGGAAGGAGCGUGGCCAUAUGCCUGGAUGCAGCGUGGCUGCCUUUAAUCUGCAGAAAGGAAACAAGCAUUGUCGAUAAUAAUAUGCAGCUGUCCAGCCCAAAUGAGGACAUAUUGCUAAUUAGCUAUAUUGUUAAUAUAUUUUAAGGAGAGAGGCUGCAGUGACGUUAAUUAUAAUCUUUGUUGUUGGUUGUUCAAAGUCUAUGAGACCAAAAGCCUUGCUAAUAAUAUCUUCUUUAAUAUCUUCAAUAGAAGAUUCUUGGAUUUUUUUUUUUCUUUAGAAUCCCACAUAAAAGCCACAUUAGGGGUAAUGAGGCCUGUAGCCUGAGCCUAAUUAAAACAACAUCUAACUAAGCCUGUGGCCAUCAUUAUCAUCAACUAGUACUUAUUGGGUGCCCCCCGAGCUCGUUUGGAAUUGGAGGGUGUGGGGUUUGAGAUUGUAGAUAUGGCCUGUUCUUUGCCCUCCAGAAAUUUGCCAUCCCGUCUGCCUCCAAGAAGUCUGCCUGGUUGCAUUAAUCUGGGAAUAGUUACCACAGCCUUGAAAGAAAAAAAAAAAAAAUAGGCAUUAAAACUGUCCAAGCCAGCCACGAUUUGUUACUAGUAUGUGCCUCUUCUGAGGUUCUGGAAGUGGUCAGAUCAGCCCUGGUUUUCACACACCGGCCUUUGGUUGAGGUUUAUGGAACAGGGCAGGUGGCAGUGAUUCUGAGCACAGUUUUUCCAAAGGUGGACGCACCGCUCCUUUUCACACCUUGAUUGUCCUUCCUGGAGCUGAUCGCCCUAAAUAGCUCUGGGGCUUGGUUCUCCAAAGAAUCCCUGCCUUUCUCACUCCUGUGCCAAGUGAGCAGCUGCCAACUCUGCUCUGAGCGCUCUGACCUCGAUGUGGUCCAUGGCAGUCCACCUUGGUCACAGUGCAGCCAAAGGGAUGGAUCCCCCCCGACGUGGCUGAGGGCGGCGGCCAGACAUCCUGGCUCUUGGGCCGGGGAUGUCCCGUGGAGAAAGUACACGAGGAGCAAAGUGUCUGGGCCUGUCAUCUUGGAAACCGCACCGGGGCUGCUGACGAGAGGUUUCCUCAGCCAUCUUGGCAGAGCUUUCCUGGGAGCAUUCAGAGCUAGUGACGGGAGCCAGGGAGGCGAUGCCCACCCAUAGAAUGCCAGCAAGCCUCCAGCUGACCCAGAGGAUGCCACCGGGGAAGUGGUGGCCUAAUGGAAAAGUCACAGCACGCUAGGAGAGAAAGCUUUCAGACCAAAGGCUGGUGGGGCCAGACGUCUGGGGUUGGGCCUGGCAUUUGUAUUAUUUACUCAGUGAUCUCUUACUGAAGACAGCAGAGUGGCAGUGAGCCUAACCCCCACUCUAUCCCAGCCUGAUGGCCCUUGGGCCUCAGUGCCAGGCCCUGGGAGGCCUCGGGGAGUCUGCACGCUUCGUGUCCUUCGCCAGGAUCGCCAAGUUCACUGGCCCACCUCCCUCUCUGCUCUGUGAUCGUCACCUGCUUCCCAGGCUUCAUGGUACUCAUUUGUUCAAUCUCGGUUCAGACAUUAUUUCCUCAGGCAAACCUCCAUUUCUCUUUAAUACAAAUGUUCCAAGUAAGGAGUUUUACAAGCCCUACCUCGAGCGCGGAUGAUGGCUUUUCCUGGCUUCCUCUGUUUUAAUAACCUCAACAUGGAAAGUGCCUCGACAUCAGAAACCAGCUUUCCUCUGUCCAAGGAAGCACCCGGGGAACAUUCAGACCACCAGGCUGGACACCAGCCCAUCUCCAGACAGCAAUUUCAGCAAGAGGCUGGGCACCCUUCAUUGCAAAGAGAUGGCCCCAGAUCCUUUCUCCUUGACCUACCCAACUUUCCAGAUCUUUCCAAAGCUGAUAUCAAUGGACAGAAUCCAAAUAUCCAGGUCACCAUAGAGGUGGUGGAUGGUCCUGACUCUGAAGCAGAGAAAGAUCAGCACCCGGAGAAUAAACCCGGUUGGUCAGUGCCAUCCCCCGACUGGCGGGCCUGGUGGCAGAGGUCCUUGGCCCUGCCGAGGGCCCAGGGCGGUGACCAGGACUACAAGUACGACAGCACCUCAGACGACAGCAACUUCCUCAGCCCCCCCGGCGGCUGGGACCGUCCGGCCCCGGGCCACCGGACGUUUGAAACCAAAGAACAGCCAGAAUAUGAUUCCACAGACGGUGAGGGCGACUGGAGCCUCUGGUCUGUUUGCAGUGUCACCUGCGGGAAUGGCAACCAGAAACGGACCCGGUCUUGUGGCUAUGCGUGUACUGCAACCGAGUCUAGGACGUGUGACCGUCCCAGCUGCCCAGGAAUUGAAGACACCUUCAGGACAGCUGCCACUGAAGUGAGUCUGCUUGCGGGAAGUGAAGAGUUUAAUGCCACCAAACUGUUUGAAGUCGACACGGACAGCUGUGAGCGCUGGAUGACUUGCAAGAGCGAGUUCCUAAAGAAAUACAUGCAUAAGGUGAUCAACGACCUGCCUAGCUGCCCCUGCUCCUACCCCACCGAGGUGGCCUACAGCACAGCUGACAUCUUCGACCGCAUCAAGCGCAAGGACUUCCGCUGGAAGGACGCCAGCGGGCCCAAGGAGAAGCUGGAGAUCUAUAAACCCACAGCCCGGUAUUGCAUUCGCUCCAUGUUGUCCCUGGAGAGCACCACGCUGGCUGCCCAGCACUGUUGCUACGGCGACAACAUGCAGCUUAUCACCAGGGGCAAAGGGGCGGGGACGCCCAACCUCAUCAGCACUGAGUUCUCCGCCGAGCUCCACUACAAAGUGGACAUCCUGCCCUGGAUCAUCUGCAAGGGCGACUGGAGCAGGUAUAACGAGGCUCGGCCUCCCAACAACGGACAGAAGUGCACGGAGAGCCCCUCCGACGAAGAUUACAUCAAGCAGUUUCAAGAGGCCAGGGAGUAUUAAAGAGACGCCGCCUCUGAUGUUCCCGACACAAACGCCCCGCGCUGAUCGCAGCCCGGCGGAGAGCGGCUCUCACCAGCGUACAUGUACAUGUGUAUAUAUACCACAUUUGUCGUUAAGUUACACGAGGGCUUGGCGGCAGCCCCUCGCAACUGCCAUCUGAAGCCACCGUUGCCAUCUUCAAUGUCAACAGUCCCCUUGGAACUCUUCCGAGGGAGGGACGUUCUCAGGAGGAUGUAGAGAAAGGAGCCCGAAGAAGAACCUGGAAGUCGUGGUGGGUGGAAUUCAACUCACCUCGGAUUCAGUGGUUCCCAGAGAAGCAAUGGGGCAAAGAGACUGAAAUUGUAAACGUGAUAAGCAGUUUUAUGUAUAACUUAUUUAAUAUGAAUGUGAUUUAUGCAUAACCUUUUCUCUGGAGUUGUCAUCCCGAAAUUAUUUAAUCACUUCCGUGAGAGUUCAGAAAGAGGCUUAGGGAGGUGGAAGAGAAAGGGAAUUUUCUAGGAAUGACUUCUUUAAAAAUGAGAAAUGCAGUAGAAGGAUAUCAACAUAAGAAAACCUGAAACCAAAGGUGAGUUAGCCAGUGAAGUACCUUGCUGAAGUCUCAGCUGCCAAAAUGCCCUUCCCUCAGACUGGUAGGGGGUAGAGGGGGGGCAGGUGGAUAUUUUAAGAGCAAAUCUGAGACCUGGUUUUAAAUAAGCUUUAAAAUAUAGGAUGAUAUUAGCACAAUGCUGUAAUUCUACUAAAAGACCCCAGAAUGAUAGAAUGUCUGCUCAUGCCUUAAUAGGUUCAGAAGGCUACAGGAAGGUCAGACUUAAAAACAAAGAUUAGCACUUUUCCAAAGAAAACUGCAAAAUAAAUGGGGAAAGAACAUGAACUUCAUUUCAUCUAUUUUAUUUUCAUACCAUCUUAACAAUUUUUUUAUCCACCAAUAUAUUUCCAGUAAAUAAAUAUAAAAAUGAGGAAGGGAACUCAUCUAGAAAAUCCUAAUUUUUUAUGUUUUAAGAAAGGAAAAAAAGUACAUUAUUUUUGUAAAGUAUUUAUUGAGUCACUGAGUCUUGUGCAUCAAGCAAUUAUAAUAUUGGCCUGGUUCUGUAGGGUGGAACUUAGGACAAAUAAAGAGUUGGUUCUUAUGCAGUCUUUACUUGCAAAACUCCAGGAAAAGAGAUUAUAUAAUAAAAUCAUAAUAAAAUGUGUUACCUGCA
This is a messenger RNA of Bubalus bubalis (water buffalo), 5292 nucleotides long. It is a transcript of the gene ISM1, whose product is annotated as isthmin 1. Lineage: Eukaryota; Metazoa; Chordata; Mammalia; Artiodactyla; Bovidae. The transcript is spliced from 6 exons. Bases 2807 to 4093 code for a protein of 428 amino acids. Gene Ontology annotation, biological process: negative regulation of angiogenesis. The record is from RefSeq and is a predicted model, not a curated record.